Molecule: messenger RNA, 2143 nt
Organism: Mauremys mutica (yellowpond turtle)
Lineage: Eukaryota; Metazoa; Chordata; Testudines; Geoemydidae
Gene: CITED1
Product: Cbp/p300 interacting transactivator with Glu/Asp rich carboxy-terminal domain 1
Exons: 3
Coding region: 703-1218 (171 amino acids)
Biological process (GO): regulation of DNA-templated transcription; melanocyte differentiation
Cellular component (GO): nucleus
Source: RefSeq, a predicted model, not a curated record
GCCAGGCCAUGUGCUAAUAGCGAUCGCAGCGGGUAUAAAGAGGGACAGCGCAGCACGUAGCGCAGCCCAUGUCCGCAGCAGGGCAGAACGGCGCGCUAGUUGGCCCAGGCUGGGUGCCUGGCUGCGGAGGCUCCGGCGGGGGCUGCCCGUUUAGCAGGGGGACCGCGGGCACCGCUGCAGGUUCCGGCGAGCUGUGAAGUCACUGCGGAGCAGCCGCCCCAUGGGGAGCGGGGUGUGCCGGUGGGGACGCGUCUGAGUCGGCCGGGGAGCUGCCGAGAGUUGCCAGUCUGGCUGUAGCCAGCAAAGCGCUCCCUUCCAGUCUAAGGACGCUGACCCUCCUGGCGGGAUGAGCUCCACUUAGGCAAUCAGACAGAAGCUUAAGAUGCUUCCUGAGCUGUGGGACGGAGUCUCUGCCAUGGCCAUUGCUGAAUAGUGCAGCCUUGCCAGACGAAUGCAUCAGCACCAACCUCUCUGCCAUGGAAGAGCUGGAAGGGAACUGGAAGCAGGCAGAAGGGGGUCUGGGAGUGGAUCAUGGGUGGGGCCACCCCAGGCUGAUUGGGGAAGCAAUUACUGGUUGAUCUAUCCCUUGUCGUCUAGUACCAGCAUCUGACUGUCAGAGGCCUAUGGACACCCAGAGCAUGGGGGUUGCAUCCUUGGCCAUCAUGGCUAAUAGCCAUUGAUGGACCUAUCGUCCAGGAACUUAUGACCCAGCAGGAGAUGAGCUCUCUGGUUUAUCCCAGCCUGGGCAUGAAGGACCGCAAAGCAGUGGCCAUCCUGCACUACCCCGGGGUGGGCAUGAACAUCAGCAAGGCCAGCACGGGACCCCACAUCACCAGUGCGGGCAUGAUGGCCCCCUCUGCAGCCCCCCCACCCUCAAAGCAGCCCUCCUUCGCCCUGCCAACGGCCCCUCACCUGCUGGCCAGCAUGCAGCUGCAGAAACUCAACAGCCAGUACCAUGCCAUGGGGGUCUCAGGGCACCCGGCGGAGGCUGGGUCCAUCCAGAGCUGGGGCUUUGGAGCCCAGCCCCUGGGCCAAGGGGCACUGGCUCCCCCUGCUGGCGCCCACAGCCCUGGCAUUAUUGAUUCUGAUCCAGUGGACGAGGAGGUGCUGAUGUCACUGGUGGUGGAACUGGGCCUGGAUAGAGCUAAUGAGCUCCCAGAGCUGUGGCUGGGCCAGAACGAGUUUGACUUUGCUGCAGAUUUCCCUUCCAGCCGCUGAUGCCAGACUGACCUUGACCACAGGCAACCCUGGCAGAGGACUUAAACAGGACAGCUGCCAAGGGCUGGCUGGCAUGAUGGACCUGGCCCUCCAGCCAACUGAGAGGCCUCUGGGCCUUGUUCCUACUACAGCUGAGUCCCCCUCUACAAGGGUGCACUUGUGCCGUUCAGGACAGUUCGGUGCAGCCGGAGAAACUACAGAGCGGCUGGUACUCUGUGAGCUUCUCUGAACUGUGUGACCUAGCGCCCGGUGGGGUUGCACCUUGCUGUGGAGGGCCAGCGUCUCCUGCUGGAUGGAUGGCUGAUGCUGGAGGGGGGAAUGGUGCCCUGGGGACUAAAUCUCAAACUGGUGCUGGAGAACAAGGUGGACUGCCAGGAGAAUGUAGCAGGGCGGAAGGUGAAGACAGAGGAAUGGAGGCUCACGCAAUAUGUACACCCCUACUGUGUCCUGGGAAGGGCUGCCUCAACGGGGUCUGUCACGCAGCUCCCUGGGACCAAAGCUGUGUCUCCCACCCCUGCAGGGGGCCAGUGACUCGCUUUACAGAGGAGACCGCCAGGGGCUAAGCACAGUACCUGCACUGCUGGGGGUGCUGGGACAAGGUGGGCGGGGGAGGAUCUGUUUCUGCAACAGCGUGGGGCUGCUCCUGUGUCUUUUCAGUAAAACCUGUAGAAGGAAUCGGCCUGCCCACAAGGCUGGUGGGGCCUGGCUCCUAUCACCUCUUGUGCUGAUUUACAGUUGUCCCUGGGGUUGCCAACUUUCUGAUUGCAGAAAACCGAACAUGCUUGCCCUGCUCCCUGUCCCACUCUUUCUCCAAGGCCCUGCCCCCGCUCCCUCCAUCUCUGCUUCCUCUGUUGCUAACUCUCAACCACCCUCACUCGCUCAUUUUCACCAGACUGGGGCAGGGGGUUAGGGUGAAGGUCCAGCU